Messenger RNA from Coccidioides immitis RS, 567 nucleotides. RefSeq names its product glutaredoxin. Gene Ontology annotation, molecular function: glutathione disulfide oxidoreductase activity. Gene Ontology annotation, cellular component: cytoplasm; nucleus. The transcript is spliced from 3 exons. Bases 141 to 455 code for a protein of 104 amino acids. NCBI's taxonomy places the organism in Eukaryota, Fungi, Ascomycota, Eurotiomycetes, Onygenales, Onygenaceae. Gene Ontology annotation, biological process: cellular response to oxidative stress. The record is from RefSeq and is a predicted model, not a curated record.
AUCUGAUCCGCUACAUAUAUAUAUAUAUAUAUAUAUACCUUGCACUCCAAUCUCCCUUAACGCUUCAGCACCGCUCGCCCACCAUUGCUUCCAUACUCCGUCGAUUGUUCGGCUCGUUCGCCGGACCAAAUCCCGCAGCCAUGAGCGCCGCAAAGCAAAAGGCCCAAACCAUCAUCGCGGACAACGCCGUCGUUGUCUUCUCCAAAUCCUACUGCCCAUACUGCAAGGCCACCAAGUCCCUGCUGUCGUCCGAAGGGGCCAAGUACUUCACCAUGGAAUUAGACCAAGUCGAUGAUGGCGCCGCUAUCCAAGCCGCUCUCGAGGAGAUCACCAACCAGCGCACCGUUCCCAACAUCUUCAUCGACCACAAGCACAUCGGUGGAAACUCUGACUUGCAAGCCCGCAAGUCUGAAUUGCCGGCUUUGCUCAAGGCUGCUGGUGCGUUGCAGGCAUGAGGAAAUCCCGAAAUCCCCGGAAAGUAAAUCGUGUGAUACUCCCUUGUACAGAUAGCAGUAGCUGUUAGAUUGCUGCUGAUGUGAUAAUAAAGAAGCAUCAUAUGGUUAUUUG